Messenger RNA from Musa acuminata AAA Group (dessert banana), 462 nucleotides. RefSeq lists its product as uncharacterized. The record is from RefSeq and is a predicted model, not a curated record. Lineage: Eukaryota; Viridiplantae; Streptophyta; Magnoliopsida; Zingiberales; Musaceae. The transcript has 2 exons. The coding region runs from base 1 to 462 and encodes 153 amino acids.
AUGAAGAAGAACACAGAGAAGCUGUUCUUCAAGUGCACCAGAUGGCAGGUGGAAGAAACCACCGAUCUGGUCAACUGCCCCUACCAUUACUUCUGCGACAGCGCCUACGAAGGAGACUACCCGCCCGCCGUCGACCUGUCGGUGCUGCUCUUCGCCGUUUCGUGCUUCCUCUCAGCCACCGUCUUCACCCUCGUUGAACUCAGAUGCAGGCGGAGCUCCGUGGAUGUCAGCAACGGAAGAAGGUGGAAGAGAAGAUACCUGUUGCCUUCGGGUCCGAUUGCGCUUCCUUUGCUCGUCCUAAUCUUCGCAAACGGGCGCAGGAUCGGCACCAUAUUCCCUCUGACACACGUCGGUCCCGCCCUCCUCCAGCUCGCCUAUGUCUCAGCCCUGGCUUUCAGAAAUCGAGCUGCCACCGACAUCAAGUACGCAGUGCUCGAAGCUUCGACUGGUUGGCAGCUCUGA